AUGAAGAAAGCCAAAGGAGGAGACUUUAAUUUUGCUUCCAGAGCACAAAAGAUAGAUAAACUUGAGUUUCCACAAUCUAGUGAAGAGCGUUUCAUUGUGAAAGCCAACAAAGAUGGAGUUGGAUUCUAAUGGAAGACUUACGAUGAGAAAUUGUUGGGUAGAAACAUAGACAAAUAGACUUUCGAUAACACUGUGGCUGAAGCUACUCGUAUUUGUCGUAACUUGUGGAGAGAAAAAUAAAGAGAAGAACAUAAAGAUCCAACUAAGGCAUAUUAACCACUCCUUUAUGUUUCAGUUUUUUUAAUCCUUUUGGCCUUUGUGUUUCUUUUAGUUUUAAUCUAUGGAAGUAGAGAUAAAUUAGCAUUGCUCUAUGUUGCAGUUGCUAUUCUUUGUUUAGCUGCAUUGCUUACUUUAAUUGUUGUUGCUAAGACUUGGAGUUUAGAACCAUAGUUCAUGGAUCUAGAGAAAGCCCAAUUGAAUAAGGUGACUGAAUACUUAAACAAUCAGAAUAUAUCAAUUUAUCAAGCCAAGGGUUAUAAAUGGUAAGUUGAACCUAAUCUUUAUUGGAUUGAGUUGGUUGUCAUUUGA
Messenger RNA from Paramecium tetraurelia, 588 nucleotides. RefSeq lists its product as uncharacterized. The transcript is spliced from 3 exons. Lineage: Eukaryota; Ciliophora; Oligohymenophorea; Peniculida; Parameciidae. The record is from RefSeq and is a predicted model, not a curated record.